GUGAUUCUGAGCUCCAAAUACAACGAAUUGUCUCGUUGUUCUUUUUUUUUUCAUUUUUGAUUUGUUCUUCCAGUAAAUUAUUGAGUUUAUAUCUCGAAAGCCUACGAGAUUUCGCGAGAAUCUCGCCAAGCACCUCGCUUGGCAGCUACAGUGUGUAUUGUGGCAAGUGCUUAAAAAAAAUAAAGGACUUUAAUGUCGUCUGUUGAAUUUGGUAAGGCGCUUUAUAAAUGGUAUUAUUAUUUAUUAUUAUUAAAUAAAUAAAGAAGUUUACAGUAAAAGUCAAUUGGAUGGUUUUAGAUGAAUGCAGUUUUCGGAGAAAACAGGGGAAAGGUGUAACAUAUGUUAUCUUCAACGGUAAUCUUGAUCGAUGGGCCAAACUAAAUGUUUUUUUUUCUCCUGAUUUUAUUUGAUUUGUAUUUUGCCCAAUUUCACAGAGCCACUUUAGCAGAAAAUAUUGUUUAGCAAUUUGUGUUUGCUAAGUAGAAAUGAGCAAGCUAUACCGGUUACAACUUGUUCAUUAUGACAUGGUAGAUCGGCUGGAAGCCUUAUUUUGUUAAGCAUCAUUUUGUUAUGCUUAGCUACUUUUUGUGCGUAUAAGCGGGUCUAUGAAGUUAGGCCCUGGCUGUUUGUUUCGUGCAUGGGUUAACAUUACUUUUUGUCAGAAAUAAGUAAAGCAUUUAUGAAUGAACGAAUAAAACAAUUUUUCUUGAAAACACAGCCUUUUUGUCUGGUGAAUGGGUUUUCUCAAAGCAAAUUGAUAUUAAUUAGUCACUUUAAAGUAACACAUCACAAAUAGGUUACAAAUUGUGUUUAACGUACAUUACGCACUGCUGAAACACAAAGAAAUGCAGUGAUUAAGCAUGCCGCAUCUAUUGUCACCCAUCAACAAUAACCAUUGUCUGACGAUGUGUGUCUGCAUAACAAAAGGAAAAAAAUACAAUCCAAUAUCUAUUCAGAUUUAUUUCAGACACAUCUGUUUUCAAAAAAGGGUAAAAAAAAUAAUGGUAUAAAAACAGAUGUUCGAGGAAUAGUCUUUUCACAAUUUGAAUGCAACCCGUUAAUUGCACACGGAACGCAGGACACUCCCGGGUUAUCUCGCUUUGAACUUCGACAAGUAUCUUCCUAAAAUCCUCCAAAAUGCGUGAAUGUAUCUCAGUCCAUGUCGGCCAGGCCGGAGUCCAGAUGGGCAAUGCCUGCUGGGAGCUGUACUGUCUUGAGCACGGCAUCCAGCCUGAUGGUCAGAUGCCCAGUGACAAGACUGUUGGUACGUGUAUGGACUCCUUCAACACCUUUUUCAGUGAGACCGGGUCAGGACAGCACGUCCCCCGCGCCAUCUUUGUCGACUUGGAACCAACGGUUAUAGAUGAGGUUCGAACCGGCAAAUAUCGCCAGCUCUUCCAUCCCGAGCAGAUGAUCACGGGCAAAGAGGAUGCCGCCAAUAACUACGCCAGGGGUCACUACACCGUCGGAAAAGACCACAUCGAUGUGGUGCUGGACAGGAUUCGAAAACUGUCUGAGAUGUGCACCGGUCUGCAGGGAUUCCUGUUCUUCCAUAGCUUCGGUGGAGGGACAGGCUCAGGUUUCACCUCUCUCAUAAUGGAGCGACUGUCAAUCGAGUACGGCAAGAAGUCCAAGCUGGAGUUUGCCGUCUACCCAGCUCCACAGAUGGCUUCGGCUGUGGUGGAGCCCUACAACUCUAUCCUUACCACUCACAUCACACUCGAGCACUCUGACUGUGCCUUCAUGGUCGACAACGAGGCCAUCUACGAGAUCUGUCAGCGCAGUCUCGGCAUCGAACGGCCGUCGUUUUCGAAUCUCAACCGCCUCAUUGCUCAGGUUGUCUCCUCCGUCACGGCAUCACUACGUUUCAAUGGCGCCCUCAACGUCGACCUGAAUGAGUUUCAGACCAACUUGGUACCCUAUCCAAGAAUCCAUUUCCCCCUGGUCACGUUUAGUCCGGUCGUCUCAAAGGAGCAGGCCCACCACGAGACAAUAACCGUCGCUGAGAUCACCAAUUCUUGCUUCGAGCCUGCAAACCAGAUGGUGAAGUGCAAUCCCCGCAACGGCAAGUACAUGUCAUGCUGCCUCCUGUACCGUGGUGAUGUCGUCCCCAAGGAUGUUAGUACAGCCAUUGCGACCAUCAAGACCAAGCGUACCAUCCAGUUCGUUGACUGGUGUCCAACUGGCUUCAAGGUGGGCAUCAGCACGCAACCACCUACCGUGGUACCUGGAGGUGAUCUGGCUGAGGUGAAACGUGCCGUCUGCAUGAUGAGCAACACAACCGCCAUCUCCGAGGCUUGGGCUCGCCUGAACCACAAGUUCGACCUGAUGUACUCCAAGCGAGCGUUCGUCCACUGGUACGUAGGAGAGGGUAUGGAGGAGGGUGAGUUCUCUGAGGCUCGUGAGGAUCUGGCUGCCCUGGAGAAGGACUACGAAGAGGUCGGAAUCGACUCUGUCGACGGUGAUGGCGAGGAAGAAGGAGAUGAAUAUUAAACACAUUCCAACAGAACUAUACAGAACUUCAGAACAUCAAAACCACUUUGUUUAUCAGUUAACUCAUUCAACGUCGCUAGUACAGUUAGACAAACUAUUGAAAAGGCAAACAACAUACUGUACGCGAUUUUUUUUCUCAAAUCAGCUAAAAUUGCAAAUUGAUUACUUUUGUUUUUUUGACUCGCUGCUUUUAUAUUAUUCUUCUCCAUUCUUAAUUUGAAUUUAAUUAGUUUUUUUAUUUAAAGAUCAAUUAAAUUAAAUUAAAAUUGUUAAAAUCCUUG
This is a messenger RNA of Asterias rubens (European starfish), 2774 nucleotides long. Its product is annotated as tubulin alpha-2/alpha-4 chain-like. Bases 1138 to 2493 code for a protein of 451 amino acids. Gene Ontology annotation, biological process: microtubule cytoskeleton organization; mitotic cell cycle. Gene Ontology annotation, molecular function: structural constituent of cytoskeleton; GTP binding. Gene Ontology annotation, cellular component: cytoplasm; microtubule. The record is from RefSeq and is a predicted model, not a curated record. NCBI's taxonomy places the organism in Eukaryota, Metazoa, Echinodermata, Asteroidea, Forcipulatida, Asteriidae. The transcript has 4 exons.